CGAACGCGGGGAAACCUCUGUCUGCUCGAGCCCUUGCAGCUGGCGCAAGACUAGCCAUGCUCUCCCGGCUCCUGAGGGAGCACCAGGCGAAGCAGAGCGAGAGGAAAGAGCUGCAAGAAAGGAGACGGCGAGAGGCCAUUGCUGCAGCCACUUGUUUAACAGAAGCUCUGGUUGACCAUUUGAAUGUAGGGGUGGCACAGGCCUAUGUCAACCAAAGAAAGCUGGACCAUGAGGUGAAGACACUGCAGAUCCAGGCAGCUCAGUUUGCCAAGCAGACAGGCCAGUGGAUCAGUAUGGUGGAGAACUUCAAUCAAGCUCUGAAGGAGAUUGGUGACGUGGAAAACUGGGCCCGUAGCAUUGAGAUGGAUAUGCGGACCAUUGCCACAGCCCUGGAGUAUGUUUACAAAGGGCAGCUGCAGCCUUCCACCUCCUGAAGUGGACACCUUCCUGUGGAUCCUUGGCCCCUGCAUAGCUUGGAUUCCUUCUCUCAUUUCAUGUGACCAGCUGAGGGCACUCAGGUGGCAAGUUCCACACCUCAAGCCCUGACUAAAAUUGGGUUGCUGCCUUUUGCUGCAGUGAAUGAAUGAGAUUUCCCUUCCUCCUGCCACCCAGCUGCUGCGAGGGGUGCUGCUGGGCUUUGGGCUUUCACCUGGGCCUCUGAGCAAGUGCUAGCAGUAUGUGGAGGUUCAAAGACCUGGCACAGGGUGAGAAGAAACGAACAGGCACAUCACCAUGAAAGACCACUCGUGCCUCUUCCAGACCAGUUUUUAUCCAUUGCUGCUGUGAGCUUAGAAAGAAUGGAAUAAAAACAGAUGGGUUCACACUU
This is a messenger RNA of Varanus komodoensis (Komodo dragon), 826 nucleotides long. It is a transcript of the gene BLOC1S1, whose product is annotated as biogenesis of lysosomal organelles complex 1 subunit 1. Gene Ontology annotation, cellular component: BLOC-1 complex. The transcript is spliced from 4 exons. The record is from RefSeq and is a predicted model, not a curated record. Gene Ontology annotation, biological process: endosomal transport. NCBI's taxonomy places the organism in Eukaryota, Metazoa, Chordata, Lepidosauria, Squamata, Varanidae. Bases 57 to 434 code for a protein of 125 amino acids.